AUGUUCAAAAGAUCAUUUAGCAUGACUGUAGCAAAGGCCACUGCCUCUAUUCCACCUCGCCACUUGGUUAGUAUUCUGCAGCUUUCUAAGGAAGAGUUUAUCAAUUUGGUUAACAAAGCUGAGUACUUGAAGAAUGUGGUGAAAUCUAACGAUAUCACCACUAUCAAGAAAAACCAUGACCAGUUGCUCGGAAAAGUGGUGGCUCUCUUGUUCUCCAAGAGAUCUACUCGUACCAGAAUUUCUACCGAGGGUGCUGCUGCUCAUUUUGGUGCUCAACCCAUGUUCUUGGGUAAAGACGAUAUUCAAUUGGGUGUUAAUGAGUCCAUGUACGAUACCACCAAGGUGAUCUCGUCCAUGACCUCAUGUAUUUUUGCUCGUGUCAACAGACACCAGGAUAUCCUUGACUUGUGCAAGGACUCCAGCGUUCCUAUCAUCAACUCGUUGUGUGACAUGUACCACCCAUUGCAAGCCAUCGCUGAUAUUUUAAGUGUGAAGGAAGCGUUUGGCAAGACAGAGGGCUUGAAAUUGGCUUGGAUUGGUGACGCUAACAAUGUGAUCAACGACUUAGCCAUUGCUGCUCUUAAGGUUGGUAUUUCUGUUUCGAUUCUGACUCCACCUUCUGUAACCUUCGAUGCUUCCGUUUCUCAAACCGCUAAGGAGAUCGUUCUGGAAAGCAAUGGUAAGCUCUCUUUUGAGUUGGUCAACAAUCCAAACGACGCCUUGAAAGGUGCUAACGUCAUUGUCACGGAUACUUGGAUCUCCAUGGGAGAAGAGGCAGAAAAGGAGCUGAAAUUGAAGCAGUUUGCUGGCUAUCAAAUUACCCAGGAAAUGUUGGCCAAAGGCAAGGUUGCUGACAACUGGAAGUUCAUGCACUGCUUGCCCAGACAUGCUGAGGAGGUUGCUGACGAUGUCUUCUACAGCGAGAACUCCAUUGUUUUUCCUGAGGCUGAGAACAGAUUAUAUGCUGCCAUGGCAGUCAUUGAGGCAUUUGUGAUCAACAAGGGUGACUUGUUGAAGUAA
This is a messenger RNA of Sungouiella intermedia, 1020 nucleotides long. The record is from the annotation of a GenBank genome assembly. NCBI's taxonomy places the organism in Eukaryota, Fungi, Ascomycota, Pichiomycetes, Serinales, Metschnikowiaceae.